Molecule: messenger RNA, 2116 nt
Organism: Capsella rubella
Lineage: Eukaryota; Viridiplantae; Streptophyta; Magnoliopsida; Brassicales; Brassicaceae
Product: pentatricopeptide repeat-containing protein At5g46460, mitochondrial
Exons: 1
Coding region: 1-2091 (696 amino acids)
Biological process (GO): RNA modification
Molecular function (GO): protein binding; RNA binding; zinc ion binding
Source: RefSeq, a predicted model, not a curated record
AUGAGGAGUCGCGCAAUUUUACAACGAUUCAAGUUUCGAGCUUUCUCCAUUUCGUGCUUCCAUGAGAAAUGGUACAGGAGCUUCUCAGUUGCUAAGGAGUCUCAGAGUCGUGAAGUUUUGAUAUGUAAUCACUUGUUGAACCGAAGACUCGAUGAGGCUCGAGAGAUUUUCAAUCAGGUUCCAUCACCUCAUGUGAGUCUUUACACCAAGAUGAUUACGGGAUACACGAGGAACAAUAGAUUGGUUGAUGCGUUGGAUAUGUUCGACGAAAUGCCUGUGAGGGAUGUUGUUUCCUGGAAUUCGAUGAUCAGUGGUUGUGUAGAGUGUGGAGAUAUUGAUACUGCAGUGAGGCUGUUCGAUGAAAUGCCUGAGAGAAGUGUGGUUUCGUGGACAGCAAUGGUGACUGGGUGUUUUAAGUCGGGUAAGGUUGAUCAAGCGGAGAGAUUGUUUUCUCAAAUGCCUGUGAAAGAUACUACAGCGUGGAACACAAUGGUUCAUGGGUAUUUACAGUUUGGUAAAGUAGACGAUGCCUUGAAGUUGUUUAAGCAAAUGCCUCGGAAGAAUGUAAUUUCGUGGACAACUAUGAUCUGUGGGUUAGACCAGAAUGAGAGGAGUGGAGAGGCUCUGGAUUUGUUCAAGAACAUGUUGCGUUGUUGCAUAAAAUCGACUUCAAGAACUUUCACUUGUGUAAUUACCGCGUGUGCGAAUGCUCCAGCGUUUCAUAUGGGUAUACAAGUUCAUGGCUUCAUCAUCAAGUCUGGUUUUUUCUAUGAAGAAUAUGUAUCUGCUUCGCUCAUAACUUUUUAUGCAAACUGCCAAAGAACAGAUGAUUCUCGGAAGGUGUUCGACGAGAAGAUUCGUGAACAAGUUGCUGUGUGGACUGCUCUAUUGUCAGGUUAUAGUCUGAACAAGAAGCACGAAGAUGCUUUAAGUGUAUUCUCCGGUAUGUUUAAAAACAGUAUAUUACCAAAUCAAUCAACAUUUGCUAGCGGAUUAAACUCUUGCUCUGCUUUGGGAACAUUGGAUUGGGGUAAGGAGAUGCAUGGAGUUGCUGUGAAGCUUGGUUUAGGAGCUGAUGCCUUUGUGGGUAAUUCUCUGGCUGUGAUGUACAGUGAUUGUGGAAACGUGAACGAUGCCGUUUCAGUGUUCACAGAAAUCUCCAAGAAGAACAUUGUGUCAUGGAAUUCCAUUAUCGUUGGCUGCGCGCAGCAUGGGCGUGGAAAGUGGGCGUUUGUCAUAUUUGGUCAAAUGAUUCGCCUAAACAAAGACCCAGAUGAGAUCACUUUCACUGGCUUGCUCUCUGCUUGUAGCCAUUGCGGGUUUCUACAGAAAGGAAGAAAGUUGUUCUAUUACAUGUCAAGCGGACUAAAUUAUAUUGAUAGAAAGAUUCAACACUACACUUGUAUGGUUGAUAUUUUGGGAAGAAGCGGGAAACUGAAAGAAGCAGAAGAACUUAUCGAGAGCAUGGUUGUGAAACCUAAUGAAUUAGUUUGGUUGGCUUUACUUAGUGCUUGUAGGAUGCAUUCUGAUGUAGACAGAGGCGAGAAAGCUGCUGCAGCCAUCUUUAAUAUGGAGUUAAAUUCAAGCGCUGCUUAUAUCUUAUUGUCAAAUAUAUAUGCUUCUGCUGGUAGAUGGUCGAAUGUAUCGAAAUUGAGAGUUAAGAUGAAGCAGAAGGGGAUAAUGAAGAAACCCGGGAGCAGUUGGGUUGUGCUUAGAGGGAAAAAGCAUGAAUUUUUCUCAGGUGAUCAACCACAUUGCGUGAGAAUAUAUGAGAAGUUGGAGUUUCUGAAAGAGAAGUUGAAGGGACUUGGCUAUGUUACUGAUUAUAGAUCUGCUUUACAUGAUGUUGACAAUGAACAGAAAGAAGAGAUGUUGUGGUAUCACAGUGAAAGGCUUGCUAUUGCGUUUGGGUUGAUUAAUACAGUUGAAGGAAGUACAAUCACAGUGAUGAAAAAUCUACGUGUUUGUGAAGAUUGCCACUCAGUGGUUAAGUUGAUCUCAAGAGUUGUGGGACGUGAGAUUGUUUUAAGGGAUUCAAGUCGGUUUCAUCAUUUUGAGGAUGGAACGUGUUCUUGUGGGGAUUAUUGGUAGAAAAGUUAGUUGGGAAAGUUCAAAC